Messenger RNA from Prosopis cineraria, 3528 nucleotides. Its product is annotated as receptor-like protein 1. The coding region runs from base 5 to 2665 and encodes 886 amino acids. The transcript is spliced from 3 exons. The record is from RefSeq and is a predicted model, not a curated record. Gene Ontology annotation, molecular function: protein binding. Lineage: Eukaryota; Viridiplantae; Streptophyta; Magnoliopsida; Fabales; Fabaceae.
AAAAAUGGAAACGAGGUUGGUGAUCUCGGUGGCAUGUUUUCUGGUUUUGGCUCAAACGCUUGGAAUCACAUGUUGCGUGAGAGAAGAGAGGGAAGCAUUAGUGAGUAUUAAGGCUUAUUUUCGUAACUACUCUGACAAUGCCACUUUUGUAGACCGGAGAUUAUCGUUGUGGGUUAAUGAUCCAAACCGUGAUUGCUGCACCUGGAAUCGAGUCAGGUGCCAUGCCUCUUCUGGUCGAGUUUCGAGGCUUUAUCUGCAAGGUCUUAAUUACAGGCCUCAAGAGCAUAUACCCAUUGAUUUCUCGUUGUUCCAAACCUUCAAAGACUUGACAAGCCUCAACUUAUCCAAGGGUCGAUUUGGCAGUUUGAUGAACACUGAAGGUUUAGCUAAUCUAAGCAACUUGGAAGUCCUUGUACUGAAAAACAAUCACCUUGUGGGAUCUCUGCCAUUUCAAGGUAUAUGUAAACUGAAGAAGAUACGUGUGCUGGAUUUUAGUGAAAAUUAUUUCAAAGGUUCAUUGCACAAGUGCCUGGCCAACUUGACAUCUCUUCAAGCACUUGAUCUCUCAGGUAAUUACCUAACAGAGGAAAUACCAGCAUCCGCAAUAGCUAGCCUCUCAUCUCUUGAGUACUUUUCUGCUAUGAAUAACUAUUUCAAGGGGUUAUUCCCUUUGAGUUCAUUCACCAAUAAUACUAAGCUUAAGGUAUUAGCGCUUCAAAUGCAUACCAAUGAGUUUCAAGUGGACACCGAAAUUGAAAUUGUUCAAAAAGUCCCUUUAUUUCAAUUGGAAGUUCUGCAUCUGGCAAAUUGCAAAGUAAAUGCACCUAGUGGAACCUUCCCCUCCUUUCUCUUGUACCAACAUGACUUGCACUAUCUUGAUCUCUCAAAUAACGAUUUGGUUGGGGUGUUCCCAAACUGGUUGAUUCUCAACAAUACAAAGCUCAGGUCUUUGAUUUUGCGUCACAACAAGUUCAUAGGACCUUCUGAUCUGCCAACCUACACAGAUCAAGCUCCUCAUCCCUUGAUUAAUUUGCAGCUAUCCGACAACAAAAUCGAGGGUAAACUUCCCACAAAUUUUGGUCUAAUGUUUCCAAAUUUGGAGUUUCUAAAUUUGUCAAGAAACAGACUCGACGGUGGCAUUCCUCCAUCAGUUGGCAACAUGUCAAAAUUGUUUGCUUUGGACUUGAGAAGAAACAAAAUUUCUGGUGAAAUUCCUGUGUCUUUGUGGGCAGGUUGUGCUUCACUAGAGUUUUUGAUCUUAUCACAAAAUAACUUACAUGGGAAAUUAGUUAUUUCACACUUGAACUCUUCCUCUCUGCGAUGGUUAUUCUUAGACAACAACUUCCCCAAUGGAACGCUAGGACGUGAAAUUCUUGAGCUCCCAAAUCUUGAGGCGUUAGAUAUUUCUAAUAACAGUUUCUGGGGCAUGGUUCCUAAGUUCAUCACUAACUCCUCAUCUUUGAGAGUGAUAAGCCUAUCAACAAAUAAUUUGAAUGGUACACUACCGAGAGAAUUUUGCAAACUUGACCUUUGGCAUUUGCACCUCUCUCAAAAUAACUUCUCAGGUUUGAUACCAGCUUGCUAUUUGAAUAUAGAAGGGUUGUCAUCUCUUCAUCUACAAGGCAAUGGUCUAAUAGGUUCCAUUCCUGAAUUAUGGAGAUCAAGUAGCUAUCUGUUGGCACUUGAUUUGAGGGAUAAUAACUUGGACGGAGUUAUUCCAGAUUGGAUUGUGAGGAUGAAGUGGUUGAGGGCUCUUCUACUUGGCGGUAAUAAGCUACAUGGCCAAAUUCCUGACCAAUUGUGCCACCUAAGGAGAAUGAGCAUUUUAGACUUGUCACGUAAUAACUUCACAGCAAAUAUUCCUUCUUGUUUCUACAAUGUCUCAUUUGGAGCAAGGAAAUAUAGAGCUUAUGAAUAUGUCGUGUCAUUGUUUUCCUCAGAUUCCUUGUAUCAGUAUAAUCAUCUACAUCUUCAACUAUUUUUUAAACAAAAUUGGUAUUUUAUGAAAGCAAGAGGCAGUGGACUUGAAGUAGAAUUUCACACAAAGAAUUCUCUGUUCCUAUAUAGAGGUGACAUUUUAGGGUUCAUGUCUGGAAUAGAUUUGUCAAGCAAUCAGUUAACCGGGAAAAUCCCUCAGGAGAUGGGAUAUCUGGAUUCCCUUCAUGCAUUGAACUUAUCUCAUAAUCAUUUGAAUGGAUCUAUUCCGAAAAGUUUCCACAACCUUGCAGCCAUGGAGAGCUUAGACCUUUCAUACAACAACUUAGAUGGAGAAAUCCCUAUUCAGUUACUGGACUUGAACUUCUUGGGCAUAUUCAAUGUGUCUUACAAUAAUUUGUCAGGUAGAGUGCCUAGCGGUGGACAGUUUUCAACCUUUGGCAAUUGCAGCUUUAUAGGCAACCAGUAUCUCAUUCUAAACAAUAGCAAUAGAGGUACCAUUGCACAUGUACCAACACUACCAAAUCCUCUCAACGAUGACACGAAGGAAGAUGAAUCUGUCAUAGAUUUUACUUCCUUUAUUUGGAGUUUUUCUGCAUGCUAUGUCACGGUGUUACUUAUUUUGGCAACAGUUCUUUGGAUGAACCCAAACUGGCGAAGAUUUUGGUUUUGCUUUAUUGAAACCUGCCUGUAUAGUUGUUUAUAUCGGUACCUUCUGCAAGAACUGUAGACUUGUUGAUUUGUGCUGUAUGUGAAUACAUAUGUCAUUUCACCUAAAGCUAUUUUGUUGCAUUAUUGGUGCAUGUGAUCUUUUAUAUAUCCAGUAAAUGGUACUAAAAUCUACAUGUAGCUGACAUACAUUGCAGCAUAACCUUGGAUCCGAGUACAAUGAAUGUAACUUCUAUAAUUUUUUUUUUCAAAUUUGAUGGUUUUAGCGUUUGAGCAUGAUUUUUAAUCUAACCCAUAAGAUAGAAGUCAAAUAGUUUGUCAAAUGGAUUUAUUAUCAAACUUGUCAACGAAAUAUUUGAAAAGAUUACAAAUGAAGUAUUUUUUGAGUAUUUCAACAAAACUCAUCAACAUAUAUAUGAAUAAAAAUGCUAUGACAAUUUAAAAUACAUGAUUAAGUCACAAACUUUGGUUUAAAAAGUUAACCAAAAGCAGAUGUCUUUACCGAUAGCUGAAUUUUGCCGAUCUCUUCCUCCCUAACAUUUUCAAUUUUUUCUUGCAACGCUAGUGUACCACUUUUAAACAUGGCAUUACAACAUAUAGCCUUUUAAACAUGGUUUUAAUUUCUUAUUUUCAUGCAGUACAUGAAUAAAUAUGAACUAUUAAGGUAGUUCAAACUGUGAAAUUUCCUUUCAUGAUGGCUAAGUGCAUUAUUGUGCAACACAAAUGUUUGCCAGAUUUUGUCAACACAUAUUGCCAAACAAAAUAUGAUCUAAAAGAUAGUUAUAGAUAACAAGUAAUAGCUACUCACGAUCACUCACCAUCUUCAUUCCACUUGUUUGGUCCAAACAUGCUCUUGUAUAUGGAAAAGCUUUACCAUUUUUGUGCAGAGGCUUUCCCAUGCAAUCAUGCUUAGGUGGAUAAUGA